Lingula anatina is the source of this 3477-nucleotide messenger RNA. RefSeq names its product speckle targeted PIP5K1A-regulated poly(A) polymerase. The record is from RefSeq and is a predicted model, not a curated record. Gene Ontology annotation, biological process: RNA 3'-end processing. Lineage: Eukaryota; Metazoa; Brachiopoda; Lingulata; Lingulida; Lingulidae. Gene Ontology annotation, molecular function: poly(A) RNA polymerase activity; RNA binding.
GAAUGAACGGAUAGCCUGCUUUUGCUACUGCGAUGGAGGUUCACUGCGAUGUUUGCGAUGCUGUCGUGUGUGUUGGAAGAGAUCAGUCUGAUGGCAGUAUGGCUAGGCACAUCCAGGGCAAGCGUCACCAGCGUCUCUUACAGAUGAAGAACAAGGUGGCAGAGAAGGCCAGUUGCAGUGUAUUUGUGAGGGGUGUCCAUGGGAACACUAAACUCAGCGCAGCUCAAUUGAAGGAACACUUCCAGAAAUUUGGAAAUAUAAAGAAAGUUGUGAUGGACAAAGUUAAGUCUUUGUAUGCCAUCAUCGAAUUUGACUGUAAGGAUGCAGCCCAGCAGGUGCUUGGUCAGUCUGACCACAGGUUGCCUGGUGACCACAAGUUGGUGGUCAAGCCCAGGGAAGUCAAAAUGGACAAUUUCAAGCCAGCACGAUUGGGAAAUAGACAUGACACAACAAAGAAAACUCAAAGCAAAGAUUCUGAAGUUCCUGUGGUUGACAGAAAAACAGUGCUAGAGGAAUUGAGGAAAAUACAAUCUCUUGAUGGCCAGAUGGUCAGGCUGAUGUCUCUUCUCCAGCUGACCCAAGAGGAUGACCAGCAGAGACAGCAGCUGUGUCAGUCACUGCAGAAACAGCUGGCAGUUUUCUUCCCAGGCUGUACCAUACACCAGUUUGGAUCCUCUGUGAACAAGUUUGGUGUUAAGGGGUGCGACAUGGACAUCUUUCUUGACCUUCACAUAGAUGAAGACGACCUUAAAAGUGAAAGAUUUUUAUCCGAGUCGGAAAGCCCUAGUAAUUUAGACACCAGAGACAGGCGCCAAAUCAAAGUUUAUACGCGUGAGGAAUUGAGAGAAAUGACAAGCUUUGACCAGGUCAAGGCAAUCAGAAGAACAAUCCAGAGACACAUCCCAGAAUGCCAGAAUGUAGUAUUUGUUCCCAGUCAGAGGUGUCCAGUGUGUAGGUUUACCUUCAGGUCCUCAGGGAUUAAAUGUGAUGUAUCUGUCAGUAACAGAUUAGCUCUCAGAAACACCAAGUUCCUCAGACUCUGCACAGAGCUGGAUGUGAGGUUAUCUCCUCUGGUUUACGCUAUACGUUACUGGGCCAAGUGCAGAGACAUUGCAGGCAACAUCCAAUCAGGAACCAAGCUGAACAAUUAUGCACUGUGUUUGCUUGUAGUUUUCUACCUCCAGAACUUAGAGAAGCCUAUCCUUCCCAGUAUUCAGCAGUUGGCCGAUUAUUGUGGUCCAGAAGAGAAAGUUGUAAUUGAGGACUGGGACUGCUCAUUUGUAGAAGAUAAGUCAAGCAUACCUAGUACAGCUAAUACUAUGACAGUUGGUGAGCUCUUGCUUGGUUUCUAUCAGUUCUACGCCAAGUUUGACUUCAGUACAAACAUCAUCUGCCCCAGAACGGGCAAGACCAUGAAUUUGAUGACUGUACUCAACCCAGAUACAAUGCCAGCUAAGAUGGAAGGUUAUAAGGUGGAAACAGUUGCUAUUCAGGAUCCUUUUGUCUUGAAUCAUAACCCAGCAUUUAACAUCAACGAGAAGAUGAAAGAAAGAAUUAUUUCAGAAUUCCAGACAGCAGCCAAGAUGGCUGAUUUUCUAAGGGACAACCCAGACCAUGAGUUUUCACUUCAGGGAUUAGUUAUGUUUUUAUCUAAUGAGAUACCAGCACAGUUCACUUCUGUUCCACCCAAUCAGAGUGAUCAUCUUAUCUCAAAAUUAAAACUGGCUGAAAACAAACAUCCUUCAAAGCAUGGGACAAGAAAACAUAUGAAAAGUUGCCUGGAAACUUCCUUCGAAAUUGUUCUCUGUCCUGCACACCUUUCCCAAAAAUGUUUACUUCGACUCAAUGAAACCUCUGAUUUCAAACAUGCAUGGCAGCAGGAGAUUUGUCAGUUUAUUUAUAAGCUCCUUACAGAAUGUUUACUCAUCCCUACUCAGUUAUUCAAAAACAAUAUUUUACAAAAAGGCAGCGAGCAAAAUUCUGUACUGCCACCUGGUCAAGAAGACAAUGAAGUAGAUGGCAGAAGUAGAUGGCAGAAAAAAACACCUGAUGUCACUGAAAGGACGGAACUUUCUUUCAGUGCAGUGGACAGUAAACCCAAUAAAAUUGUGGAUGACACUGAAAAAGUGACUGAAAUGGAGGAGUUUCAUUUGAAUGAUGUUACGAAGAAACAAAAAGAUGCAGAUGAUAAAGAUCAAUCUGGCAAAAUUGAGAAGACUGCCAUUGAAAACUUAGUUAAUGAACCAUUGUCCCUUUUUUCAACUGAGGGUCAUGCCAUUGGGGCUGCUUUGGGUAGUGGGAGUGGAACACCAAAGAGACAAAACAGUGGUUCUGAAUACCUCUCUGAUCAUCAGAUUUUAAAGAAAACAAAAAGUGAUGCAAAUCUGAACACAGAUUGUGAAGUUUUACAGAAUGAGGCAUGUGCGGAAAACAAUUGCGAUGAUUAUUCUCAGCUGGAAAGGGAAGUAUUUCAGUCUGAAAGUAUUAAGGUGACUGACAAUUAUUCCAUUGAUGGGAACAAAGUCUCAGCAGAGGAUUGUUUAAAGAACUUAAAUCCAAAGAAAUUUGAUUCAGAGCUAGUGAAGAGUCAGUUAAAGACUAGUCUAAAGCCAGAGGAAAGAUACCUUUUUCCUCAGCAUAGUGCUAUAAGAAAGCAAUCUUUUGAUAGUAGAAUAACAAGUUCUCCUAAAAAACCAAACUUGUUCAUGCAUUUACAAUGCUCCAUACAGCAUGCUGUGUGGCUGCGUCGCAAAGCAGUACGCAAAAAUCUUUUACAUGCUGGUCAUAAAGAUGACCUUGACCUAGAGGUCAAGGUCACCCAGGAUGUUAUAGAACAUGAAAGGGACAGAGGCGAAAAGAUUAAGCCAUUUGCUAUUGAUGUGCUGUUGAUGGAUGAUGACAAACAGGCAUGUAUUAGUCAGACUGCUGUCCACGUUGUUUUGAGAGCACAAACAGAUGUAGCAAGUCACUCUUUCAGUUUCUUCAGCUCAUAUAUAUCAAAGGGAAUUCAGAAGUAUUAUUCAUGAUAACCAGCAUGAUAUUUAAGGACAUUUAUGCAUUGUUAUUUUUUUCCUAUUUUAGACCAUUGAUGAAAAUGGUGGAGUUAACCAUUUAUGAUGCUGUAUGUCUUACUUUAUCAUGCCUAAUAUCUGUAAUACAGAGCAUUUAGACAGUAAAUAUUUGAUCAUUAGAAUUAUAAAAAGAAAGAAAUGUUAUUUUUGGAGUUUUACAGAAUUACAAGGCAUCUUUACUACUCAGUUUUGGCAUUUGAAUUUCAUUACCAGAAAACUACACAAGAUUUAUAAAAUAUACCAGCAACAUGUUACAGGUAUUUGGAUUUUUUUAAUUAAAGGGAUAAUAACUGGAGUAAACAACAAUUUUCCUAUACUUACUAAUGGAUAAUGAUUCUAUUUCUACAUUCAAAGUUAAUCCCUGUUUUUUUUCUAAAAAGUUUUUUUUUGUAAUAAUCUCUUACAU